Ciona intestinalis (vase tunicate) is the source of this 1906-nucleotide messenger RNA. Lineage: Eukaryota; Metazoa; Chordata; Ascidiacea; Phlebobranchia; Cionidae. The record is from RefSeq and is a predicted model, not a curated record.
CUGUACAUAUAUAUUCAAUUUGGAUUGUUGUUGUACAGCAGCAAAUGGUAGCUUAUAAGAAUAUUUUUUGUCUCUUUGGUUACAGUACCGAAGAUUUCGAAAUAUUUUAAACAACAAAAAGACAGGAAAUGACAACAGUUGUUAAAACACGCUUACAGUUAAAACCAUAGCUUGAAUAAUCUCUUUUUGGUUUUGAGUCGUUCAGCUUCGUCAUAUCCCAUUGCGGGAAAGUCCAUUUAAAAUCCAACAAAUUGUUUGUCGCACGUGUAGAAUGUAUCAGGCAAAAGGGAACGUAACUGGACAGCAAUAUCUCAAAAACUCGUUACACAGUUAUCAGUUUGCAUCCAAUUUGCAAUUCAAUGAACGAAUAAACGAUUUAAAAGAAAAAGGCCAGAAAAUCUUUCAUCUUGGUUUUGGUCAGUCUCCAUUCCCUGUCCCACCACAUGCAGAACAAGUCCUCAAAGAAAAUGCUGGACGGGCUGAAUAUUUCCCUGUGAAAGGCAUACUAGAACUUAGAAAAGCAAUCAUUGAUUUCCAUGCUAAGCAAGAUGGUCUACAUCAGUUUACUUUAGAGAACUGUGUUGUGGGCCCAGGAUCAAAAGAACUUAUCUUUUUAUUGAUGUCAGUUAUUGGUGGGGAUGUCUUACUCCUCUCCCCUACAUGGACUACCUAUAAACCCCAAGCAGUAUUAUCUAACCACAAAGUUUUUGUUAUCCCUACAAGUUAUGAAAAACACUGGAAACUCACGCCAGCCAUGAUAGAAAAAGUGUACAGUGAAAACACAAUCAAGGAGAACAGUCUGCUUAUCUUCUGCAAUCCAGACAAUCCAACUGGGAGUAGCUACACUAAAGAUGAACUUAUAGCUCUUGGAUCUGAAAUGAGAAAAAGGAAAAUGCUUGUUUUAAGUGAUGAGAUUUAUGGACGACUUUCAUUUAACGAUAAUCACUUAAGCUUGGCGCAGUUUUAUCCUGAGGGUACAGUCUUAUCUUGUGGGAUAUCCAAGUGGGCAAGCUGUGGGGGUUGGAGACUUGGUUACCAUCUAUACCCUUCCCAUUUAAAAGAUAUCUGUAAUGUGGUUGCUGGAGCUGCAAGUAACACCUACACCAGCGCAGCUGCACCAAUACAAUUGGCAGCAGUCUCGUUGUUGCAGUAUGAUGAACACAGUCAGAAUUAUGUAAAGCACUGCAAGAGGAUACUGCACAGAGUAGCUACAUUCUGUUGCAAAAAACUAUCUUCGUGUGGUGUUAAAGUCCAUCUCCCAAGCUCUGGUUAUUAUAUUUUCCCUGACUUUGAAGUGAUAAGAGCACAGUUAGAAAAACGAGGCAUAACAACUGGUAGUGGCAUGUGUGACGCAUUACUGGAAGAGGCUGGAAUAGCAUUAAUGUCUGGAGGUCCUGCGUACUUACACCCAUUAGAUCAACUUACUGUUCGUUUGUGUUACAUCAACUUUGACGGUACUAAAGCUUUAAAGGCAAGUGAAGCAAUAGGUUUAGGUGAACAUCUGCCUGAAUCUUUCGUCGAAACUGAAUGCUCUGAAACAUAUCAAGCUAUAAACAUUCUGCAUGACUGGGUAGAGAAGCAAAAAAAGCUUUAAUUCAUUUAGUACUGUGGGGUAAGAUGGGUACCGAUAUCACAUAUUAUCCUAUGUUUUCGGAUUGUGUUUUUAACAAUUAACAACGCUCUUUUAGUGUUGUGAGGAUACUGUUAUACAGUUUUAUAAAUAUUCUUUAUUUAAUACCAAGUAUUAUGAUACAAUGUGUUGAAAACAUGAACCAUCUUACAAUAGCUUAUUAGAACACUUAUAGUGGUCGCUAUAGCUUUAAUUUAGCCAUACGUAGCGUUAAUUAUGGUAUGGAGACAUUUAUAAAUGACAUUGUUAUUUAGUAAUAAUAAUAUUAACUUUUUA